AUGGCGACACGCGAGCCCGAAAUCCCAUGCGUGUACAUCAUCGGCGCACAGUGCACCGGAAAGACAACGUUGGUCAACGCCCUCGAGGAGAUAUACAAUCGGGACGAAGCAAUCCUACCUGGAACAAGACCGUUGAUUAUUCGGGAAGUCGCCCGCACGGUGUUGAGAGAGAAACAAUUCAGCCGCGAUGACAUCACCACAUCGCCAUCUAGAGCGCUCCAAUUACAGAAGCACAUUCUAGACGCCCAACACCAGGCUGAGAAGAGCGCGGUUUCCCUCAACUCUCGAUCGAUAUGGUAUAUAUCCGACCGCUCCGGUUUGGAUCCCAUCGUAUACGCGCAAUUGUUUGUCGGCGAGGACGCAGCAGGGGAGAUGCUGGAGUUGAAGACAUGGAAGGAGCUCGAGCGGCGCAUGAAGACAGGACUCGUCGCCCUGUGCGAAGCUGGGUGCACUUGGCUAACGGACGAUGGAGUAAGACUCAUGCCAGGUCACAUGGAAGAGUGGAUGCGCGUUGACAGCGCGUUCCGUCAGUUGCUUGCUGCGCGGCAGAUCAAGUAUACCGUGGUUCCGAAGGACACGAACAGCCUUGAGGAGCGCGUGGAGCUUGUGCUAAAGGAAUUAAGCAAGGCAACAUUAACUAGCACGUGAGUGAAUUAGUAUGGACUUCCAUCCUGUCUGAAAACGCAUUAUUGCCCUUGCCCAGGCUGUGGCCCAAUCUUAAUUUCCUACUUUGCUGGCUGC
Messenger RNA from Trematosphaeria pertusa, 741 nucleotides. RefSeq lists its product as uncharacterized. The record is from RefSeq and is a predicted model, not a curated record. NCBI's taxonomy places the organism in Eukaryota, Fungi, Ascomycota, Dothideomycetes, Pleosporales, Trematosphaeriaceae. The transcript has a single exon. Bases 1 to 648 code for a protein of 215 amino acids.